AUGGAAAAUCAAUCCAGUGUCUCUGAAUUUUUCCUCCGAGGAAUAUCUGAGUUGCCAGACCAACAGCAGUUACUCUUUGGAACUUUCUUGUGUAUGUAUCUUGUUACCUUAAUGGGGAAUGUGCUUAUCAUCCUGGCCAUUGCCUCUGAUCCUCAUCUGCACACCCCCAUGUACUUCUUUUUGGCCAACCUUUCCUUUGUUGACAUGGGUUUGAUAUCUUCUACAGUUAUCAAGAUGCUAGUGAAUAUACAGACCGAGCAUCACACCAUUUCCCAUACUGGCUGCCUAACACAGAUGUAUCUCUUUCUAAUGUUUGGUGAUCUGGACAGCUUCUUCCUGGCUGUAAUGGCAUAUGACCGCUAUGUGGCCAUUUGCCAUCCUCUACACUAUGCCACCACCAUGACUCCUCAAGUCUGUAUCCUGCUGCUCACUUUGUGCUGGGUCCUUACCAACAUAGUUGCCUUGACUCACACACUUCUCAUGGCUCAGCUAUCCUUCUGUGUUGCUGGGGAGAUAGCUCACUUUUUCUGUGACAUAACUCCUGUCCUGAAGCUGUCAUGUUCUGACACCAACAUCAAUGAGUGGACACUUCUCAUCUUAGGAGGCACAGUCCUUGUUGUUCCCUUUAUAUGCAUUGCUAUCUCCUACAUCCACAUUGUGUCUACAAUCCUCAGGGUCCGAGCCCCUGGUGAGGGGAACAAGGCCUUUUCCACCUGCAGUUCCCAUCUCUGUGUUGUCUGUGUUUUCUAUGGGACCCUCUUUAGUGCUUACCUGUGCCCUCCCUCUGUUGUCUCUGAAGAAAAGGACAUUGCUGCGGCCACCAUGUACACAGUGGUGACUCCCAUGUUGAACCCUUUUAUCUACAGUCUAAGGAACAAAGACAUGAAGAGGGCCCUAAAGAGGCUCCUUGGUCACAGGAGAAGGAUUUCCUCUUAG
This is a messenger RNA of Octodon degus (degu), 936 nucleotides long. RefSeq names its product olfactory receptor 1N1-like. Gene Ontology annotation, molecular function: olfactory receptor activity; G protein-coupled receptor activity. The record is from RefSeq and is a predicted model, not a curated record. Bases 1 to 936 code for a protein of 311 amino acids. Gene Ontology annotation, biological process: G protein-coupled receptor signaling pathway. Gene Ontology annotation, cellular component: membrane. The transcript has a single exon. Lineage: Eukaryota; Metazoa; Chordata; Mammalia; Rodentia; Octodontidae.